AGACGGCCCAUGUGAGAGGGACUCGCGAAGGGAGCGGGAACGGACGGGUGGGGGCGUGGUCCACCUGCUCGCCCGCGCGGCCGCUGCCAUGGCUGCGAGGGACGCCGGGGGGUCAGCGGCGCUGGGCCGCGGCCGGUGCUGCUGCUCGGUUCCGUCGUCCGGUUUCGCCCGGCGCUUGCGCCCCUGCGCCGGCUGCUGAGGAGCCCCUAGCCCGCUCCGCGUAGGGCCGUGGAGGAUGGCCGAGGCGGCCGCCGAGGUGGUGAGCCUGCGGGAAAAGGUGGCUGCUCUAGAGGAGGAGUUGGGCGCCUGUCAGAGCCGCCUGGAGCGGGAGAAGAAGCUGCGCCUCAAAGCCCAGGCCAGCGCUGCCAAGUUACGGAGACAGGUUGAAGAAUUGAAUAAGAAAAUCAAUGAUGGUGAAAGAAGUGAGAAGACAACAUCCAGCAUAGAAAUACAAACUGAAAACUGUGCUGCAUGGCUGCACACAGAUUAUUAUUAUAAUUAUUACAACAGUUCUGAUCCUCAUGAUUUACUCAGAUCACCAAUACAGCCAUGUAAUCAUAGUGAAAGAUCAGAUCCUAAUUGUGUAGACCAGUUACAAUUAGGUGAUCAUCCAGAUGUUAAUGGUGCAAAACAUGAUGAGCCGGAGGAUCAGGAUGAUGUAAUUCAUGAUAUGCAGAAACCUGAAGAUCUUUUAUUAACAGAAGAAGGUACAUUAGCAGAAAGUUUGAGAGCUGCUGCAGAGGCUGCUGUAUCACAAACAGGAUUUAUAUAUGAUGAAAACACCGGAUUAUAUUUUGACCAUAGUACUGGAUUCUAUUAUAAUUCGGAAAACCAAUUGUAUUAUGAUCCAUCUACUGGAUUUUAUUAUUAUUGUGAUAUUGAGAGUGGUCGAUAUCAGUUCCAUUCACGAGUGGAUCUGCAGGCUUAUGGAACUGGAACUACUCAGCAAUGCAAAGAAAGAAAAGGAAAGAAGAGAAGAAAAGAAGUAGACUUGCCUAAGGCAAAUGAACAUAAGGAUUUGAACACAGAUGAGCAAAAAUCAUCUUGCAAUCUCAGUUGCCUUUCUACUACUCAUGAACUAAGUUCUCCAGAAGAGGAAGAAUCACCAAAUGUGAAAAAGGCUAAAGUGGACAUUGAAACAAAAAAUAACCUAACAGCCAAAGAAUUGGUUACUGCAAAUGGCACCAGUUUAAAUCUUAACAAAGACACACAAUAUACUGCUCUUAUAGAUGACAGUAAAACAGAGACAGAGAGUGAGCCUGAAGAAGGAGAAAUUACAGAUUCUGAACAGGAGAACUAUAGCAGUGAAGAUGAAGUAACAAGUGAAGAAAAUUCAUAUUCAGAAGAUGUUGACAGUGAAGAUGGUGACAAGAUUUGGCCACCUUGUAUUAGAGUGAUUGUAAUUAGAUCACCUGUACUGCAGAUGGGAUCUUUGUAUAUCAUCACAGCUGUCAAGCCUGCCACAAUUGGAAGAGAGAAAGGUAUGGAACACACUCUACAGAUCCCAGAGGUUGGCAUUAGUAAGUUUCAUGCAGAAGUAUAUUUUGAUCAUGAAUUGCAAAGUUACGUUCUUGUGGAUCAAGGCAGUCAGAAUGGGACCGUGGUUAAUGGAAACCAGAUUUUGCAGCCUAAAACAAAAAGUGAGCCCCAUGUUCUGGAACAUGGUGAUGAAGUGAAGAUUGGGGAAACUGUAUUAUCCUUUCACAUACACCCUGGUAGCGAAACCUGUGAUGGAUGUGAACCAGGGCAAGUUAGAGCCCAUCUUGGUCUUGAUAAGAAAAAUGAGUCUUCUGUUUGCCCUGCACUGACAAAAGAAGAGAAGGAGUUAGUUAGAAGAAAAGCAUUAAAACAAAUACGUGUAAAAUAUGGCUUACAGAACACAGAGUAUGAAAAUGAUCGAAUCAUGAAAAAUCCAAAUUACAAAGACCGAGCAGGAAAGCGCCGUGAGACAGUUGGAAGUGAAGGGAACUUUCACAGAGAUGAUGCCCCAGCCUCUGUGCACAUUGAAAUUAGUGAUAGCAACAGAGGUCAUAAAAUGCUGGAGAAGAUGGGAUGGAAGAAAGGAGAAGGGCUUGGAAAGAGUGGUGGUGGAAUAAAAGAUCCGAUCAAACUUCAACUGCACAGAAAGCAUGCAGGCCUAGGUGCAAGUACUCCUCUCUCUCCUGAAGAGGUUCAGAUAAUCAACACCAAGAACAAAAGAAAUUGGGAAAAAGCAAGAGAGAGAUUUGCAGAAAACUUCCAAGAUUCUAAAACACAGAAAAACGUACCAAAGGAUCUGCCUUGGAUUAGAGAAACAACAGAAUGAAGUUUUCAUUUUAAUUUAUUAACAUGUUUAAAUGGUUUUUUAUUUUAUGCUAAGUGGAACCUGGAUUAUUUGUAGUAUAUUUCUUAGACUGCUGUACAGGCUCAUUAACUGCAAUUCAUUGUUCAGUUUACAUGCUAUUUUUGUUAAAAGCAUAGUUUUAAGCAUAAGAUAAUGCAUGAAUUAAAAUGGCCCAGGUUUUGAUUUGAAGGGAUUUGUGAGAUUAGCAUUGUGGAACAUGUGGAGGGGAAGUGACUUCUUAUUUGUAAUCUACUAAGUCAGUAAAUAUUCAUUUUUGUUUUUGGAUGUUUCAUGGAUCUCAGUGUAUAGACUGAUGCAAAAAUGCCUUGUACAUGUUCAGACUUUUUAGAUUUUUAGGAAAAGAGGAGCAGCAUUGAUAAACCUCACUUCAUUCUUAUUAAAUUACCAGAUUGUCAAACAAUCCAUUAGACAUUAAUCCUAUUUUAAGUGUACUAUCACUGGUUUUGAUGAAGAAAUGUACAAAACUUUGCAGUAAAGCCUUUUUUUUUCUUCUGUGAAGAACUGUGAGGAUUGCGUAUACAACUCAAUAUUGAGGUAGCAUGUUCACAAACUGCCACGAUAUUCAAAGCUGCUCUACACUUAAAGAAUUGGAUGGUUCAGUCCAAGGACUUGUGCCUGUUACAGAAUUCAGGAGAGGAAAUUGUAUACUUACUGGGUAAAGAAUUCUCUGAAAAACUAACAUAAGGACAGCUCUAAGGUAGUCUGUUUCGAUAUGGGCAUAAAAUUUCAAGAGGCAUUCAGUGGUAGAAUCCAAACGUUCUGUACCACAGUAUUCUUAAAGUGUAGGUGGCCUUAGAAAGUAGACUGCUCUCUGCUGUCACUCUCUUUAAGCUAUGCUGCAGUAGGCCAUGAAAUCAAGGGGAUGGCUAUACGGUUUUUAGCAGACCUGCACUUUUUCUUAACCUAUGGGCCUGUCAUGUCUCCAUUGCUGGCAAUGGAAUUUAGGCCAGUGAUCUUGGUUUCUCUUUCUUUUGUGCUUCAGAGCAGAAACCGGAUUGCUUAUUUAUUGAAAUGUCAAUAAACCUGUGAUUUCAACUUA
This is a messenger RNA of Varanus komodoensis (Komodo dragon), 3383 nucleotides long. It is a transcript of the gene AGGF1, whose product is annotated as angiogenic factor with G-patch and FHA domains 1. The coding region runs from base 236 to 2305 and encodes 689 amino acids. The transcript has 14 exons. Gene Ontology annotation, molecular function: nucleic acid binding; protein binding. The record is from RefSeq and is a predicted model, not a curated record. NCBI's taxonomy places the organism in Eukaryota, Metazoa, Chordata, Lepidosauria, Squamata, Varanidae.